AUGGAUUUCCUCGCGAAUAUCAUCAAAAGACCCAAAAGCAUCGCCACCACUGGCAUCAGCACCAACCAGCCAACGACAGUGGAAGCCCUAGAAGCUGCUAGUCCCGCUGAUGAAUGUUCUACACCGAGGGAUAAGGGAGGAGUUACACGUGUAUCCGCGCACCUGGACACGUUACUGGAGUCCGCCUCUGAGGAGCUGCAGCGACUGGAGGGAAAGCACUGUGAUCUAUUUAUGGAAUCCAUCUCGAAACCACUCCCAGCCCCCGAGGACAGCACUGAUAGUAGAGAAGAAAUACAGAAAUUUCUAAGCGAAAUAAACUUCAAUCUGAACCAAGUUAGUGCUAACGAAAUGGAGCACUUGCAAGCCAUGAGUGGCGAGCUGAGUCCGCUGGCGGUGAAGCCCAGUCCCAAGCCGACGAGCAUGGAUCAACAGAAGGCAAUGGCGGCAGCUCUGGGCCAUCAGACGGCGGUACCCGGUGGCCGUAAGCUAGACGACGACCUCGUUCCAAAGUUUGGAGGUCUUCCCGAGUUCGAUGAGACGCAAAUACCGGAACUGGCUCCUUUAAGUACCGAUAUGGACACUCAACUGAAAACCAACCAUUCGGAUUCGGAUGUUUUUGUCGAGUGUUUAUCGCUUCAUAGCGAGCGCUAUACCGGAGAUCGAUCGGAGUUAGAGGCCUAUUCAAGUGCCCUCAAUGACGUUUUGGAGCAGCAGCUGUCCAUGACCUCAGCUUCUACACUGGAAGCUGCAUUCAACGAUCCUUUGGCGGUUAGCCAGCACAACAACGUCAGCUAUGAAGACAUGGAUGUGGAUGAUGACCUAAACGAAACCAUGGAAAUGUUAAAGGACUCCUUGGAUGCGGAAGACCAUCAUCUUAUGCAAACGCAUAUUCUCAGCGCAACCCAGCCAAAACCAGAGAAUAAUUCUGUGCACUAUCUUCCAAAUCAGGAACAAAAUAGGGUUGAACUAGACCAGUUAGCCAAACACUCUAAACGCAAUAGUAAUGCAAAGGAGCCACCAUUGGUAGAAUCAGUAUUGUCUGAGGAGUCUGGUACACAAUUUCUUGAGCCGGAGCUCACCUUAUCUGCAUUGGACUGUACGAAAGACUCAGCUAAGCAUCAUGAGGAAAAGCAAACGGAUACAGAAGAUGUAUUUCAGAAAGAGGACCACCAUCCGGUCCGUAGUGCGCAAAUGGAGGACGCACAAAAUCCUGAGGAGCCUAAAAGGGCCUUAAAUCUCAAAGAGGCUUCUUCAGAACUGUCCACAAAACUAGCAAAUAAUCUAGAAUGCCCUAAUCAAGAGAAGCAAUUUUCGGUGGCAGUAGAAUCAAAGGAGAGAACAUGCACUGCCAUCAGCCUUGAGCAAAGUGCAUCCCCAGCUAUGGAGGCAACUGAAGACAGGACUGUGGAGGAGCUUGAUCACAUGGACGUGGAUGAAUCCAUGAGAGUGGAUGAUGCCCCAGUGCUUAACUCAUGUCGGCAGGAGCAAAUGCAUGCUCUUUCUCCCGUUUCAAGCAAAUCUUUUUCAAAACCCUGCGUUGAAAAUGAUACGGAUUUUCAAAAUUAUAAAAUUGAUCAAAAAACUGCAGGCAAAGAGAGUCCAUUGAAGAUGACUGAAAUAGAGCUGCCUGUGGAAUCUGUCCCAUCAGCACCACUCUCACCGCCGAUACCCACACUUCAAGCAAAAAUGAUGGAACUGCCCCUUUCUCCGCCCAUACCUACACAUCGCCCAAAAACAGCGGAGGAACUAGAGUUCCUGGCUCUGAGGGAGCUGCCCUUGCCCGAUGAUGACCCCACGGCGGAAAAAGUGGUAUUUAAGCAGCUAUCACACGGCCGCGUACCCGUGGUGGCAGUCUCACCAACGCCACUUUCCUUGGAUCUGAAAGGAAAUACAACCACUGCAAGCCUUCCAGAACCCACUUCGCCCAGUUUCCCCAUCAAAGAACCUGCUGAAAAACAGUCCCACUUUCCACGCUCACCCCGUGCUCAGCCCGAGCAAAAGGACAUGCCCUAUUUGGAAGAGGCUGUUGUAGAACGUUCUUCAGAUCGCAAGCAAAGCGAUUUCGGUGCCGGAGUCAUAGCGAAAUCACCAAUAGUCUUUCAGUUAACACAACCGAGUCCUGAGAAGCAGCACCUCAACGAAACCUUGCCCAUGAGCGAAAUUUCUCCCACUCCGUCAAAUAUUACCUUUGACAGCGGAAGCAUUACGGAGGACAAAUCACAGAAGGGUACAGAGAAUAUUGAGCCUUCGUCCACCUUCGCCGUAAGUCUCGGAUCGGUCGAUGAUAAGCAGCGCCGCACUUUCUCGGUGGUUCAGCCCACGAAGGAAGAGGAGGAGGCCAAAUCGCGUCGGACUUUCUGUAUGGAAAAGGAGAACACUCGCCGCACCUUCUGCAUGCAGCAGAAUGCUUCUCCAGCGGUGGAGGCCACCGAAGAUACCGGGGCUGAUGAAGUCAUGGAUGUAGAUAUCUCCAUGAGGGCAGAUGAAGUAGCCGUGAUGAAGUCGCCUCAGCAAACUUGGAAGGAACGCCAAGCACCAAUUUCAAAUUCACCACCUAUUCCUACCCAUCAACAUUUAAAAAGACCCCCUAUCCAUGAGGCGAAUUCUCCAGUGUCACCAUUGGGAAAUGGCACCGUUGUGUUGGAGGAGCAGGCUCUCUCUGCUAAAGAGCAAGCCACGCUGAGCGCCAGCGAUGAGAAGGACGAUGUUUUCUUGGAGCACUUUGGUGCCAUUUCUCCAGUUUCGGAUGACAUGUUCAAAACCAGCAGCGGCUCGAACAAUCAAGCAAAGUUUAGGGUCAGUGCUGAUGAAGAAACCGGAGUCAAAGGCGCUUCUGCGAUGAUCAGGAAGAGAAGUGGUACAGCUGGCGAGCAGGAAGCGAUCUUCGAUGCCGAAUUCCAUGAUGGCGCCAACAACCAAAACUUGAUACUGAAUUCAUCAGAUUUUGAUUAUUUGUACACGAAAGGCAGCAAUAGUGCGCCUAUCGACCGCAGUUCGCUGCUGUUGAAGUUUGAUCCCCUCCUUGGAGCCCCUGUUCCCGUUAAUCAUCCGAAUCAGCAGGAGCAGGCGCUGCAGAAUAUUCUGGGAUCGAACCAGCACCAGAACCGGCUCCUUAGCCCAACAUUGGAGGAGCACGAAACAAGUGACGGGAACCAGUCUUUUGGAUUAAUAUCGAGUGCCAAAGAUACAGCCAAGAAAUGGGAUUUUAAGCCACCUGUGGAUAGAACAAAAAAGCAUGUUAAAAUGAGUGUAGACGUCAUUGAUAACGAUUGCAACAAAACCUUCGAUAAUUCCAACACUAAUACGGAGGAUAAGACGCACAACUACAACGAUAUGGAUGAGCUGGAGAAGAAAAUCAAAAAUGAAGUAACGCGGUCCGAAGACAUUGAAAAGAAGCUCAAAGAGGGAGAGCUGCGCGAGGAGGCUCUGAUCAAGCGUAUUACAGAAAAGGACAAAACAAAUGCAAAACUAAACGGUGUCAUCGAGGCGUAUGAGAAGGCAAUUGCAGAGCUCAUUAGUGAGAAGGAGCAGCAGGCACAGCUUCACGAACGGCAGUUGCAGGAAGUCCAGGCAGACCGGGACGCAAAUUACCAUCACUUAACGUCGUUGGAGACGACAUUUUCCGAUCUGCAUGUGAAAUACGAGAAAAGCAAAGAGAUGACCUCGCAGCUCAAAAGCAACGAGGAAUCGCUUCUGGCUGAGCGAAAGCAGAUGAUGGACAAUCUGCGGUUGCAGGAACAGCGCUACGACAAGAUGAAGAACCAUGCCAUGCAGCAGCUGGAAAUUGCCAACAAAAAGCUGGACACCUACGCGAGGGAGCAUGCCGACGAGACGAAAAAACUUAAAGCUUUACUUAAGAAGGAGGAGAUCUCGCGGGUCUCGAUGACUGAGCAGCUGCAACAGAAGUCACGCGAAAACGCUGAUCUGCUCAAGAUCUGCGAGGAGCUCAUCUAUGGCAAGGGACAAGGUGGUAGUAGUUAAACUCAACUCGCGGAUUGUCCGGAAUGUAAUUUAUAUGUUGCUGUAAAAUCGCACACACCCUCAUCACAACACUCAUUUGGCAUAUGGAGCCUUUCUAGCAAGCAGCAUGUCCGUAGAUCUGUAACUGCGCCACCAUCGUCGUCAUCUCCAUUUCUGUAAUGGUGUAAUAACCGCUCGGUUGCGUGCUCUUUACUGAUUAAGAAAAUGCAUAUGCACAAUUGUAUCAUUUGCCAAAUCCGCUUGUGUUGAAUUUCAAGAUUUACACCUAACGUUCCGACACAUAUUAUACUUUUUCUAGAUUUUUAGUUGACCCGAAAACACUCACUUACACAAAUCACAGGCAGAUCAAUUGAGUUUGAGUCCCGCUCGCCUUACGGGUCUGGUUGCCCGGCAUAUGUUACUAAUUCUCUAUCGUAUCGAAUCUGUAUCCUGAUUUAUGUUCUAUGAUAUUACUUGGCGGCGAUCUGUGCCGAAAACUGUGGUUUAGCAAUCUGCGAGAGAAGCAAAAUGAUAGUGUGCAGCGGAAGCUAAACCAGCGGUCAAUUGCAAAUUGUAAGGAACAGCGUUAGCUUGAGGCGCGCUUUUAUAAAAUGUUUAAGUUUACACUUAGUUUAUUUAAUUGAAAAUUUGUAAUAGUUGUACUAAAAAUAUCUCUGUAACACAUACUAGUACUAAAACAAGGAAGCGUAAAAAACAGAAAAAGGGAUCCUUUUAAAUACACGAAAAAAAUUAAUUUAUUCAUAAUACAACACAUUCGUUUGCUUCGUUCAACUUGUAAUUAUUAGUUUGCGCAUUAUAGUGAGAGGUUGCCUUACGUAGCAAAAACAACAAGUUUACAAACAAAUAAAUAAGACCGAAGCGCUAUGACCCCA
Molecule: messenger RNA, 4853 nt
Organism: Drosophila mauritiana
Lineage: Eukaryota; Metazoa; Arthropoda; Insecta; Diptera; Drosophilidae
Gene: tacc
Product: transforming acidic coiled-coil-containing protein 3
Exons: 10
Coding region: 1-3981 (1326 amino acids)
Biological process (GO): mitotic spindle organization; cerebral cortex development; cell population proliferation
Cellular component (GO): cytoplasm
Source: RefSeq, a predicted model, not a curated record